UCCGCAGGACCUCGCCGUCGCCUGUGUCGUCAUGCCGCCGCCCGCCUCUGCGCUGACACCCUUUGUCUGCCUCAGAUCUGGCUGGAGGUAGCUAGCUGGGUCGGUUCGUCGGCGCGAAGUCUGGUGGUUGGCUCGCCGGAGAUGGCAGGGUGGAGCAGCGGCAAGGGUGGAGGCACGGCCGCGACACGGUCUGACGCAGAUUGGAGAGAGGGAGCGAGGGUACCCAUUGGCCUAGCAGAUUCUUCAAGAUCAAUGAAGCCCUCCAGCAUUACGACGCCCCUUCUCAUCCCUUUUCUACUCGCCUUUCUUCUGCUCACUAUGCAGGCAAAUCUCUCUUGUGCUGCUGGCGGUACCGCCACUCAUGACCGUCCUCCAGACACACAUUCUCCCACUACUUCUCCACUUGCCCAUCCGAUGGCGGUGCGGUCUCAUCUCUCUCGUGUUUACGUCGGAACCGCCGCUCACUACAGUCCUCCAUACACACCAACUGCGUGUUACGGCAAAGAUCCAGCACAAUUCCCAUCAAACAACAUCUUUGCGGCGGCAGGUGAAGAAAUAUGGAACAACGGUAUAGCGUGCGGUAGGUAUUUCCUAGUCCGGUGCAUCAGCGCCUCUGUCUCCGGAACCUGCAUUCCAAACCAAAAUAUCCAAGUCCGAAUCGUCGACCGAGCACUAUCCUCGCCUUCACGUCCCUCGCGUAACGGGGCUACCAUUGUCCUCUCAAUGACGGCCUUCAGCAAAAUCGCAAAGUCGUCCGCCGUAGCCAUCAACGUGGAGUAUCAACAGUACGUUCUUCUCCUCACCUAAUUGGCUGUCUUCUGAUCAAAACUAAAGUGCUCAUUCAAUAUCAAUAAACAUGGAACAAAUUUUACGGGAGAAACCCGAGGUUCAACGUGAAUAAGCUUUUAACAUGGUAUAUCUCGACAUUUUUUUCGG
Messenger RNA from Syzygium oleosum, 936 nucleotides. RefSeq lists its product as uncharacterized. The coding region runs from base 142 to 807 and encodes 221 amino acids. The transcript has 5 exons. Lineage: Eukaryota; Viridiplantae; Streptophyta; Magnoliopsida; Myrtales; Myrtaceae. The record is from RefSeq and is a predicted model, not a curated record.